Gossypium raimondii (Peruvian cotton) is the source of this 2463-nucleotide messenger RNA. Its product is annotated as cationic amino acid transporter 3, mitochondrial. The record is from RefSeq and is a predicted model, not a curated record. The coding region runs from base 267 to 2195 and encodes 642 amino acids. Gene Ontology annotation, molecular function: amino acid transmembrane transporter activity. The transcript has 14 exons. Gene Ontology annotation, cellular component: membrane. Gene Ontology annotation, biological process: amino acid transport; transmembrane transport. Lineage: Eukaryota; Viridiplantae; Streptophyta; Magnoliopsida; Malvales; Malvaceae.
UAAAACAAAAGCCAAACAAAAAUUUAUCGAAGAGAGAAGAAAAUAAAUAGUCUCUCUCUUCUCGUAUCUGUCUGCUUAGAUUCCCUUUUAAGAACAACAUAAAACUAAUUGAAUUGAAAGGGUUAAGGGGGCAGGUUUUAAUGUUAAUAAAGUUUUCUUUUUUCUAAUUUACUUUUCAUAAGAUUGUAGCUUUUUACAAUUUUGAAUUACCAUUGAUUCAAUAAUUUUAACAUUAAUUAUUUGGGAAAUUUGAUAAAUUUGGGGGAAUGGGUGUUCUGGUUGAUUCCCAGAAAGAGGGUUUCGGUUCUUCAUGGGGUGGUCUAAAGAAUUUGGUAAGAAGAAAACAGGUAGAUUGUGCCCAUACCAAGCGUUUGGAUAAUCCUCAGCUGGCUAAAGAGUUGACCAUUCCUCAUCUCGUAGCAGUCGGUGUUGGAUCAACAAUCGGAGCUGGAGUUUAUAUUCUUGUUGGAGAAGUUGCUAGAGAGCAUUCUGGGCCAGCUCUCACCAUGUGCUUUCUAAUUGCCGGAAUUGCCGCUGCCCUAUCUGCUUUUUGCUAUGCUGAGCUUGCUAGUCGUUGCCCGUCUGCUGGCAGUGCCUAUCAUUAUUCAUACAUUUGUGUUGGUGAAGGUGUUGCCUGGUUGGUUGGUUGGGCUCUGAUACUGGAGUAUACAAUUGGUGGAUCUGCUGUUGCUCGUGGCAUUUCCCCUAAUCUGGCUUUGCUCUUUGGAGGUGAAAAUAGUCUGCCAACUUUUCUAGCUCGUCAGCAUUUUCCCGGGCUUGAUGUUAUGGUGGACCCAUGUGCUGCAGUUCUAGUUCUCAUUGUGACUGGGUUCUUAUGCUUGGGAAUCAAGGAGAGUGCACUUGCACAAGGCAUUGUCACAGCUGUAAAUGUAUUUGCCAUGCUUUUUGUAAUAAUAGCUGGUGGUUAUCUGGGUUUCAAGACUGGAUGGACCGGAUACGAAGUUCCUACUGGGUACUUUCCCUUUGGGGUGGAUGGAAUGCUUUCGGGAUCUGCAACAGUCUUCUUUUCUUAUAUUGGUUUUGAUACGGUUGCAAGCACUGCUGAGGAGGUGAAGAAUCCCAAACGAGAUUUGCCACUGGGUAUUGCAUUAUCCCUCUCCAUUUGUUGUUGUUUGUACAUGCUGGUUUCUAUUGUUAUUGUGGGUCUGGUCCCAUAUUAUGCAAUGGAUCCUGACACCCCCAUCUCCUCUGCAUUUGCGAGCAAUGGGAUGCAAUGGGCUGCUUACAUAAUAACUGUUGGAGCUGUUACUGCCCUUAUCUCAACAUUGAUGGGCUCAAUCCUCCCUCAGCCUCGAAUUCUUAUGGCAAUGGCUAGAGAUGGAUUGCUGCCAUCCUUCUUUUUGGAAGUUAACAAACACACUCAAGUUCCUGUCAAUAGCACGCUGGCAACUGGUAUAGUUGCUUCUAUCUUGGCAUUCUUCAUGGAUGUUUCACAAUUGGCAGGGAUGGUCAGUGUGGGUACACUUAUUGCAUUUACGAUGGUUGCAGUUUCUGUGCUGAUACUUAGAUAUGUCCCACCAGACGAGGUGCCACUUCCGUCAUCACUGCAGGAAUCAAUUGAUUCUUACAUGCUGAGACAUAAUAGUGAUGCUCAGAUGAUUAAUGGAGAAAACCCAGCAAAGAGUCCUGGAGAUCCUUGUCUGCCUUUGCUUGGAGAAAAGAAAGUUGCAGUUGAUUGUACUGUUGUUGAAAAACUAGAAGCUCUAUCCAGUUUUACUGCAGGUACCCUUGAUGAAGAGAACCGAAGGAAAAUAGCCAGCUGGACCAUAAUGUUAAUAUGUGUAGGGGCAUUUAUACUUACAUUUUCAGCUUCAAAUCUGUGGUUUUCGAGCCUUAUUCGGUUCACAUUGUGUGGUGCUGGCGGUCUUCUUCUUCUUUCUGGUUUGGUAAUUCUCACCUGUAUUGAUCAAGAUGAUGAAAGGCAUAACUUUGGACAUGCAGGAGGUUUCAUAUGUCCUUUUGUUCCACUCCUACCAAUCUCCUGCAUUCUCAUCAAUGUUUACCUUCUCAUCAAUUUGGAGGUUGCAACCUGGGUUCGAGUUUCGGUUUGGCUAAUGAUAGGGGUUCUUAUUUACACCUUCUAUGGUCGUAGACACAGCUCGCUGCUAAAUGCGAUCUACGUGCCUAAAGCGCAUGUGGAUGAAAUUUAUCGCUCCUCCGGAGCAAUGCUUUAGUGUAAUGGAACCUUGAAUGCAAAAGAAAAUGAAGGAAAAAAAUCUAGACUUUAUUAGCAGUACUGAUGAUUGUUUGGUCAUAGUUCUGGAGAAGAAUCUCAGUGUUGUAAGCUUUGUAAAUUUAUUUAUUUAUUAAUUUUCAGGAGAUGGCCAUAAAAUGAGUAACUUGUUUGCAUGUCUACAUGUAUUUCCUUAGGAUGGGAAAACUCUAUUGCAAAAGUGUAAAUACUUAUUAGCAAUGUGAAUUACAGAUUUCCAUCUCUCUUAA